Messenger RNA from Coniosporium apollinis CBS 100218, 834 nucleotides. RefSeq lists its product as uncharacterized. Bases 1 to 834 code for a protein of 277 amino acids. The record is from RefSeq and is a predicted model, not a curated record. The transcript is spliced from 2 exons. NCBI's taxonomy places the organism in Eukaryota, Fungi, Ascomycota, Dothideomycetes.
AUGGCCCCAACCCUCCCUACCCGCAACCGAAAACGCAAGCGAUCUUCCACGCCACCAACAUCGACAACGCCGUUAUCCUAUGUAGAGCAGCUAUCCCAAUUAGAAGACUACCAUAUCCGCGUAACCAGCACCGACCUCCUCACCGAAGAAACCUGGGACCUCCCCUCCGACCUCCUCUCCCGCUACUCGACCUCCUUCGGCACCCUGAUCCGCCAACUCCGCGCCUCCAACUCUCACGCCAGGCACCUCCAACUCCGCAACACCGACCCAGCCCUAUUCACGCUGUUCGUCGAUUUCCUCUUCCAAGAGGAUAAGAGCUGUCCACUGCCCCGCACCACGGCGGGCGCGGCGUCUAAUUCCGAGGAGUCGGAUGCGAGUGUGGGGAGACGGCCGCAGCGGAGUAUCUAUUCGCGAUGCUGGGAGGAUGAGGAGCCGGUGCCUAGGGACUGGGAGAGUGCGCCGGAGAGGGCGUGGGUGCUGGGCGUCCGACUCGGCGCUAAAGAAUUCAGAGACUACGCCAUGAGGGUCGUCGUUCGCACCUACGUCGGUUCGCUGCCAAGAUAUCUGAUCGACAUCGUGCCGUGGGUGUACGAGAACACAAGCGAGGGAUCGCUGUUAAGGAAGUUUUGUGUUGAUGCCAUCGCGUGGUUCGUGGGGGAUGGGGCGAUGCGGGGGGAGUAUGAGCAAGACGCGUUGGCGGAGCUGGUGGAGGCGUGUCCGGAGUUUGUGAGGGAGUUGAUGGCGGGGAUGGGGGCGGCGGGGAGGAGGAAUAGGUGUCCGGUUGAGAGGGUGGGGAGGUAUCUGACGCCGGAGACGAUUGUUGUGCAGGACUAG